Molecule: messenger RNA, 1287 nt
Organism: Neoarius graeffei (lesser salmon catfish)
Lineage: Eukaryota; Metazoa; Chordata; Actinopteri; Siluriformes; Ariidae
Gene: rhoab
Product: ras homolog gene family, member Ab
Exons: 5
Coding region: 110-691 (193 amino acids)
Biological process (GO): cell migration; stress fiber assembly; small GTPase-mediated signal transduction
Cellular component (GO): dendritic spine; cleavage furrow
Molecular function (GO): GTPase activity; GTP binding
Source: RefSeq, a predicted model, not a curated record
GCUCGUGAUUAAUUCAUUGUAUGUUGUAGAAGAAGAAGAGGUCGGCGGAUAACUUCUGGGAGAAAAAAAAAAAACACACAAACGACGGACUGAAACUUAACCUUUAAGUAUGGCAGCGAUUCGUAAGAAGCUGGUGAUUGUUGGUGAUGGAGCAUGCGGUAAAACCUGUUUGCUGAUCGUCUUCAGUAAAGACCAGUUCCCUGAAGUCUACGUCCCCACCGUGUUUGAGAACUAUGUAGCAGACAUUGAAGUGGAUAGUAAACAAGUGGAGCUUGCUCUUUGGGAUACUGCAGGGCAAGAGGACUAUGACAGGCUCCGCCCACUUUCCUACCCAGACACUGAUGUCAUUCUCAUGUGCUUUUCUAUUGACAGUCCAGACAGUUUAGAAAACAUUCCAGAAAAGUGGACACCUGAGGUCAAACACUUCUGCCCAAAUGUACCUAUCAUCCUUGUGGGCAACAAAAAGGAUUUACGUAAUGAUGAGCACACGCGCAGAGAGCUGGCCAAGAUGAAACAGGAGCCGGUCAAAGCUGAGGAAGGCCGGGACAUGGCUAAUCGGAUCGGAGCUUUCGGCUACAUGGAAUGCUCUGCGAAGACGAAGGAUGGUGUGCGGGAGGUGUUUGAGAUGGCCACCAAGGCAGCGCUGCAGGCACGCAGGGGCAAAAAGGAUAAUAAAUGCUGCCUUCUCUGAAGAUGCAGCACUGGACUCAGACCCCAAGCAGGGGUGCAAAAUGUGUGUAGAUGCACACACUCAUUCCUCAAACUCGCCAAACAUUUUGGAAGAAAGAGUAACUGUUCAGAAAAUAGUUUUUUGUUAAAUUUAUUUUUGAUUUUUCGAAUAGUCAUGGAAGUGUUUUAUCAGUAUUUAAGAAAUUGCAAAGGACUUGGACUUUUGCCUGUUUUGUUUGUUUUUGAUGUUUUUACCUGAGUUUUGUGAUCUUAUUAAAGCCACACCCACCUGCCAAAUGCUGUCAUGUGACUCAAAAGCCUGCCAGUUAAGUGCUCACAAUUGCUGGGAAUCUUUACAAAUUUUUUUUUUUUUUUUAAGUUCCCCAUGGAACAAGGCUGAAAAGUGAACAUGAUUUGUAUGUGUAGGAGUCAUUUUUUUAUGGUUUGUUUAGGAAUUUAAACGCCAACUUUCUUUGGAAGCAAAAAAGACGGGGUGGGGGUUAGAUAUGUAUACAUGUACAUAUGUAACACGUGUCUGGAUGCACACGGUCAUGACUGGAAGUCCAUUUGUAAACUAGACUUGGUAAUCUUAUGUAAUAAAAGACUUUCUAUAAGGAA